AUGACAGCGUUCCGGACGUACCUGUUGUCACUGACGUACUCGGACGUCUCACAAGCAGUGCCUCAUAUAGAGAACUUGUCAAUCGGGGUAGAUUGCUGGGAAUUGAGGGUGGAUCUGCUAGCAGAACGUAGCGUCGAAUCCAUCGCCUACCAGAUCGCACUCUUGCGACGACAUUCGGACCUGCCCGUCUACCUGACGAUGCGAACGCGGUCACAGACCGGAGGUCUACCCGAUAUCAAGGACGACCCGCAGAUGAUUCCUUACCAACAGGCAGUCCUCUCUCUCGGCCUAAAGAUGGGCGUCGAAUAUGUAGACGUCAACAUCACCUCGCCGCCAGAGACGAUCGCAUCGCUCGUCCGGAACAAGGGCAACUCGCAGAUCAUCAUCUCGUGGCACGACAUGGCUGGGCGGGUUAGCUGGUCCGGACCCGAAGUCCGAUCGAUCUUUGAUCACGCCUGUCGUGAAGGAGCCGACAUCGUCAUGAUGAUCGGGUACGCUAGGGAUUUCCAAGACAACCUCAGCUUGCGAGCGUUUGUCCAGGAGAUGCAGUCGAAACAUGUACCUCUUAUAGCGUUAAACACGGGACCCGAGGGGAAAAUGUCGCGAAUCUUGAACCACUUCUUGACUCCGGUGGCGCAUCCAGCUAUGCCUCGGAUAUCUGGACCGGGUCAAGUCCUAUACUUGACGGGACUUCUCAAACCGUUGAAAUAUCACAUCUUCGGCGCCGAUGUCAAGACCACGGCUUCUCCGAUAAUGCAUACGGUCGCAUUCAGGAAGCUCGGACUGCCUCACACAUACCAUAUCAGCGAGGCUAGCGAUAUUCAAAGCUACGAGGCCAUCCUUAACGAUCCCACGUUCGGCGGGGCCAGUAUCGCUCGGCCCUUCAAGGUGGAGAUCGGUUCGCGUCUCCGUCGACUGUCAAAACACGCUCAAGCUAUUGGCGCGGUCAAUACCAUCACGGCUACACCUACGGGUCCCGUGGGGGACAAUACGGAUUGGAAGGGAAUCAGGACUUGCAUAUCACGGGCGUUGACACCAGAGAACGUGAUCAACGCCAACACGACGGCUCUGGUCAUCGGGGCGGGAGGUGUCGCAAGAGCCGCGAUAUACGCGUUGAACCACCUUGGAGUGUCCAAGAUCGCCCUGGUCAACCGCACCAUGAAAGCCGCACAUGCCCUGGCGAGCGAUAUGUCGAGGCUGGACCCGGGACUGUAUAUCCAUGUCCUCGAGAGCAUCGAACCCAAGGUGAUCAAAUCCUUGGGAUUGCAACCUCGGAUCAUCGUCUACGCGAUACCGAUCCCCGAACAGGAUGACCGAGAUGCCAUCAGAACGAGACCACAUCAAGAUCUGCUUCAUAUUCCCGGUGGAGGGGUAUUACUGGACAUGACGUUCCAGGGUGACCUUGCCCUAUCGCCAAUGUUGAAAUUGUCCAAAGGGAUAAUGAACGACGCCUGGGUUUUCGUACCCGGUAUAGAGGUGCUCCUUGAGCAAGGGUACGAACAGAUCCGGUUAUGGACGGGUAGGAGACCGCCUCGGACAGAUAUGCGCUCAGCGGUCAUGCGAGAGUAUACCGGCAACAACCUUUAUCAGGGGACUCUGCGAAGUAUAUGA
Molecule: messenger RNA, 1611 nt
Organism: Filobasidium floriforme
Lineage: Eukaryota; Fungi; Basidiomycota; Tremellomycetes; Filobasidiales; Filobasidiaceae
Product: type I 3-dehydroquinase-domain-containing protein
Exons: 3
Coding region: 1-1611 (536 amino acids)
Biological process (GO): chorismate biosynthetic process; shikimate metabolic process
Molecular function (GO): shikimate 3-dehydrogenase (NADP+) activity; 3-dehydroquinate dehydratase activity
Source: RefSeq, a predicted model, not a curated record